Molecule: messenger RNA, 950 nt
Organism: Populus nigra (black poplar)
Lineage: Eukaryota; Viridiplantae; Streptophyta; Magnoliopsida; Malpighiales; Salicaceae
Product: phenylalanine N-monooxygenase CYP79D16-like
Exons: 1
Coding region: 233-856 (207 amino acids)
Molecular function (GO): oxidoreductase activity, acting on paired donors, with incorporation or reduction of molecular oxygen; iron ion binding; heme binding
Source: RefSeq, a predicted model, not a curated record
GAUAACUAGAGUGUCUAUUCAAUAAUGGAUAUUGAAAAACAAUUUAUGUUUAUUUGUUCGUAGCCCAAGAUAAAAAAGAUUCCUGGUUCCGCCCUUGCUGGCAGUCAUGACCUUUCCUUUGAGAGUCUCAAGUUUGCAUCUCUUUCCUUAAGAAUUUUUUUUUAAAUAAUCAAGUUUCACUGCUGUAUAUCAUAGUAAUGAUUUUCAAACAUGAUGAAACUUGCAGGAAAUAAUGACUGCAGCAGUGGACAAUCCAUCAAAUGCUUGUGAAUGGGCAUUCGCAGAGAUGCUAAACCAACCUGAGAUACUUGAAAAGGCUACUCAAGAACUGGAUAGAGUGGUCGGAAAGGAGAGACUUGUCCAAGAAUCAGACUUUGCGCAUCUCAAUUACGUUAAGGCAUGUGCUAGAGAAGCAUUCAGGCUUCACCCUGUUGCACCAUUGAACCUUCCUCAUGUGUCGGCCGCCGAUACAACAGUUGCCAACUACUUCAUCCCGAAAGGUUCCUAUGUUCUGCUUAGCCGUCUAGGACUGGGCAGAAACCCCAAAGUAUGGGAUGAGCCGCUCAAGUUCAAGCCGGAGCGCCACCUGAAUGAAAUGGAGAAGGUGGUGCUGACUGAGAAUAAUCUGCGAUUUAUUUCGUUUUCCACAGGAAAACGUGGGUGCAUUGGUGUGACACUAGGGACUUCAAUGACUACCAUGCUAUUUGCUAGACUUCUUCAAGCGUUUACUUGGAGUUUACCACCUCGUCAAUCCAGCAUCGACCUUACCAUUGCAGAAGACAGCAUGGCUCUUGCAAAACCUCUGUGUGCACUUGCAAAACCACGCUUGCCUCCACAAGUGUAUCCCGGAUACUGAAGCGAGUACAAGGACUGUGUAUGCCGCAAAAUAUUAUCAAUAGAGGUUGUGCCAGAACAUUAGCAGUUAAUGUGAUAAACUCCGGUAACUUUUA